CAUAACCUACCUAUUUCAAUUUUUUAACCUGUUUUCUGAUCAAAUAAACAAGAUGACUGGAUAAGUGGAUAACUUUAGUACAUCUAAGAGCAUAUUAAUAGAAUAUUUUUUUCACCAUGUCAGUUCAUAUUCUUGGGGGAGGAGUGAGUGGAUUAUCAGCAGCAUAUUACCUCUGUCGAAAGAUUUCUCCAAAAACAAUUUCGAUUUGGGAGGCUACUAAAAGAACUGGUGGUUGGAUUCAAUCACAUAAAACAGAGAAGGGAAUAAUUUUCGAACAGGCUGCUAGGACUUUGCGACCUAGAACAGAAACAGGAGAAAAUACUUUGAAGCUAAUUGAAGAACUACAGCUGACAGACAAAAUUAGACCCGUACUUGCUAAUAGUCCUGCUGCUAAAAAUCGAUUAAUAUAUGUAAAUGGAAAGUUGCAUUCUUUACCUUCAUCUUUGUUCAGUCUUUUCAAGACCCAGUCACCAUUUUCCAAACCCCUUAUUACAAAUAUUUUCAAUGAACACAAACAGCCUGUUAAGAUAGUUGAAGAUGAAUCUAUAUAUGACUUCAUAAAUAGAAGAUUUGGUAGUGAGAUGGCAGAUUAUAUGAUGAGUCCUUUGAUUUGUGGAAUUUGUGCGGGUAAUGCUAAAGAAAUAAGUGUUAAUUUCCUAGUUUCUCACUUAUUCCAAUAUGAACAGAAAUAUGGUAGUAUAUCCAAAGGACUUUUAAAAAAAGUUUUCUCUCCUAAGAAAAAUUCUACUACAUCAAGAUUAUCAGAAAGGGUCAGAAGAGAAAAAUGGAGUGUGUAUUCAUUUGAGAAUGGCUUAGAAACAUUGCCAAACAAAUUAGAUGAGGUGAUAUGUUCUAAAGGAGUACAAAUAAAUCUCAAUACUAAAUGUGAAAAAGUAGAAUUUUCAGGAAAAGAAGUUGUAGUUCAUAGUCAAGAUAAUUCACUUAAAUCUAAACAUUUAGUUAGUACUUUAUUGUCAGGAACACUAGCUCCAUUAAUUUCUGAUCAGCACCCUCAGUUAUCUCAUCUAUUAAAACAAAUUCAAAGUGUUGAUGUAACAGUUGUUAACUUUCAUUUUAAGGAUAGUCUCAUAAAAAAUCCAGGAUUUGGUUUGUUAGUACCUCCAAAAGAGAAUUUACCAAUAUUAGGUAUAAUUUUUGACAGUUGUUGUUUCAAUCAGAAUAAUGAUACUGUUUUAACUGUUAUGAUGGGGGGAUUUUGGUUCAAACAGUAUUUUGGAGAUUUUAAGAAAGACGAAGAGUUUUAUGAUGUUGCUCUUAAUUAUAUUAAAAAGAUUUUAAAAAUUAAUGAAAUGCCUUCUGAGUAUAAAGUGAAUGUUUUAAAGAAUUGUAUUCCUCAGUACACAGUUGGCCAUAGAAAAACUGUAAGCAAGAUCAAAGAUUAUCUUAAAAGUUCUGAACUACCUCUAUCACUUUGUGGAAUGUCAUAUGAUGGGGUUGGUGUGAACGAUGUGAUUUUAUCUGCUAAGAAUUGCGUUGAAAAUUUAAAUGAGAAAAGCUAGUAUGCAAUAGUUGUCAAAUUAUUCAAGACUUAUAUGGUCAGCAUUUCAACAUUAAUUUAUUGAAUACUGGUAUAUUCUAAAUGGGAUUUUUUUAUAAUGACUUCUUAAUUUGUCUCAAUCUUGGUGAUCUCAUCACCUUUAAAAGCUGUUCCCUUUAAUCAGUAUGAUGAAAUUUUGAACUUAGCACAGGGACUAUAAUUUCAGUUCAAAACUCUGUGCAGAAUUUCUGGAAUCUUGGAAGAACGAAUCCCCAAAAAAUAACUUGGAUAAUUCACGCUACCAAGAUAAAUCUUUAUUUUCCGAAAAUAUACACUUUUUCAAAAAUUUACAAGAAGGAACAUAAAUUUAAAUCUUAGUUGUUGUAUUUCAACAAUAUUCUUGAAUAUCUUUUUAUUUUGAAAGAACUCAAGGAAAAAUCUCGCCAUAACAAUAAUAUCAAAACUGUAUUGGCUUUUUCAUUUCAUUUUAUGCUCGAUAAGUUUUUUCAAUUUUACUACAAGGUAUAGCCAUGGUAAUUUAAUUAAUUUUAUUUAUGUAAAUGCACAAAAAAAAUUUCCCUCAGAAAUAAAUGGAGUUAUUGUACAGCCUACCAAAUAAAAAAUGACUAUGUUAAGGCAGGUUAAUCUUCAAUGUUGCAUAACUAAUUCCUUUCUUGAGUAAUGCCUUGUCUAGAUAAGCAAAAAAUAUUAUUAUGUCCAAAACGUGCAUGUGUUACAAUAAAUAUUGAUGAAAAUUUAAUUAAAAGGUGUGGUUAACAAAAAUUUCAAGCUUUUGGAAAUGUUGAGGAUAUUAGGAGAAACUGUUAGUUCAGUGAAAAACCAGAAAUACAUUUUAAAUAACAAAAACCAUAAUAAUAAUGAUCUGCAAGUGAG
Harmonia axyridis is the source of this 2392-nucleotide messenger RNA. RefSeq names its product protoporphyrinogen oxidase. Gene Ontology annotation, biological process: heme biosynthetic process. The transcript has a single exon. The record is from RefSeq and is a predicted model, not a curated record. The coding region runs from base 117 to 1520 and encodes 467 amino acids. Gene Ontology annotation, molecular function: protoporphyrinogen oxidase activity, oxygen as acceptor. Gene Ontology annotation, cellular component: mitochondrial inner membrane. NCBI's taxonomy places the organism in Eukaryota, Metazoa, Arthropoda, Insecta, Coleoptera, Coccinellidae.